CUUUCCUGAUGCUGCCUCGAUGUUCCGAGUCUCGAAGGUCCUGAUAUAGGCUGCCACCCUGGACAUUGCUGCCCAGCGUGUCACCAAUAUUUCUUGCUCGUUGUACUCACUAAGUCCUGCCAGCGUGCUGGUGGCAGCGAUUGAGUACUAGUAGCUAUGGAAGGUCCACGGGGAAAGACCUGGCCACGGCCACCAAGUCUGUGCGGCAUUAGUUCAUUGUCGCAGGCUAUGGGCCUCAGCCGCACAGACCCGACAUUCAACAAUUUCACCAGCGGCAUGCGCUCGCUUUCAUCACGCUUCCUCGACCAAACAGUCUCUAUUAGGGACCAGGAUCGCGGGCAGUGGACGAAGUUCUCGAACGCGGCUCUCGAUAUGUUUCCUUACCUCGGCGUGGAGUUUCAAGACGCGUGGCCUAUGGAGGCGUACAUACGGAAAUGGCUCGACCGGAUGCGGUGGGAGCACAACCAAAAGAAGAAAAAUCAUGCUGCCAAAGAUCAACAGACUGAGGGGAGGCCUGACGAAGGCGGACAUUCCGUCGAUAGACUGGAGCUACCUCGCAAGAGCUCGAGGAUCGCGGGCGUUCGGUGUCCCUAUAACUCCCAGUCGAGAAAAGUUCUACCCGCUUCUCAGGCUUCAAGUUCUAGCUCAUCCUCUGAGUCUACGCGUCGUAGUAGCACGCCAGUUGAUCUGUCUGCACCUGUAGUACAAGAACCACAAUCCACUGCUCAAGGUGCCAGCUCUGCACGAACACCGACUUCGACCGACGAACGGGCUGUAACGUCUACUGGUACAGCGCCGCUCAAACUGCACGAGCAGGUUGUUCGGACCUUCCUCCAGUCGCUCAGUCCGAACCUUGAAGAUCUCACCCCGAGGUUCCUCAGUGCGGGCCUUGUCAACAGAACUUGCCUCCUCGCCCUCGCCGGGAUGCCGGAUUGGGAGAAGGACAAAUUGCUCAGGGACGAUAUGUCCCUUACGGCGUUCCAGUCUCGCGUUGUACGUGUUGGACUAGCAGGGUUGCUUUAGAGCCUCAGCCAACACCGUGUAUGAACCAAGGAGAUAUGUACAAUUUCAGCCUCGUGUGCAGAAGCUCUCGCGCGGGCAAUACAUCCUAAGGCAUCUUCGGGGUGGUCCAACGAUCAUCGAUAAAGUACUCAGGUCACGCAUAGUACUUACAGUACGAGCUUGGUACG
Rhodofomes roseus is the source of this 1190-nucleotide messenger RNA. RefSeq lists its product as uncharacterized. Lineage: Eukaryota; Fungi; Basidiomycota; Agaricomycetes; Polyporales; Fomitopsidaceae. The record is from RefSeq and is a predicted model, not a curated record. The transcript has 6 exons. Bases 157 to 1023 code for a protein of 288 amino acids.